Messenger RNA from Amoebophrya sp. A120, 454 nucleotides. The record is from the annotation of a GenBank genome assembly. NCBI's taxonomy places the organism in Eukaryota, Dinophyceae, Syndiniales, Amoebophryaceae.
GAAACCGUUUUCUGUCUUCUAUCGCUUCAGGCACGGGCAGUUGUAGUCGCGGUAAUAUGGCGACGAUUUUUUCAGUACUUACAUAGAUAUAGCCCUAGACGAUUCUAUGGAACUGCCUUUGAACGGCAAUGUUUCUGGUUGAGUGUAUGAUGACUGGCACUUGGAAGUUUUUCUGUCAAGAACAUAUGUAGUGCUCCUGAGAAUUCACAAAGGCAGCUGCAGCACGUAGAUAUUCCAGUUUCACUGUUUUCAAUAAGUCGCUGCAGAAGAAAAAUUUUGUGUAAACUAACAGCACUACGUACUUACAACCGGUUUCAGUUUAUUCACGCGACUACUUUAUUACUUACAUAAUUUUGCGACUAGUUUUGAUCUUUAGACAGGAGUUUUGCAUGAUAGUGGAACGCACACGGAUGGACAUUUUUCUGCCAAACCCGAGAGAAGAUUUUCGCACGGG